Molecule: messenger RNA, 639 nt
Organism: Neomonachus schauinslandi (Hawaiian monk seal)
Lineage: Eukaryota; Metazoa; Chordata; Mammalia; Carnivora; Phocidae
Product: mediator of RNA polymerase II transcription subunit 20-like
Exons: 1
Coding region: 1-639 (212 amino acids)
Biological process (GO): regulation of transcription by RNA polymerase II
Cellular component (GO): mediator complex
Molecular function (GO): transcription coactivator activity
Source: RefSeq, a predicted model, not a curated record
AUGGGAGUGACUUGUGUGUCCCAGAUGCCUGUGGCUGAGGGCAAGAGUGUCCAGCAGACAGUGGAGCUCCUCACCCGGAAGUUGGAGAUGCUUGGGGCAGAGAAGCAAGGAACAUUUUGCGUGGAUUGUGAGACCUACCACACAGCUGCCUCCGCUCUUGGCAGCCAAGGUCAGGCUGGGAAGCUGAUGUAUGUGAUGCACAACUCAGAGUACCCUCUGAGCUGCUUCGCCCUCUUUGAGAAUGGCCCUUGGCUUAUUGCCGACACCAACUUCGAUGUGCUCAUGGUGAAGCUGAAGGGCUUUUUCCAGAGUGCUAAGGCCAGCAAGAUUGAGAACCAGGGUAGCUGUUACCAGUACUGUGACUUCCUAGUGAAGGUGGGCACAGUCACCACGGGGCCCAGUGCCCGAGGCAUCUCCGUAGAGGUGGAGUAUGGCCCCUGCGUGGUAGCUAGCGACUGCUGGAGCCUGUUGCUCAAGUUCCUACAGAGUUUUCUAGGCAACCACACACCAGGGGCUCCUGCAGUGUUUGGGAACAGACACGAUGCUGUCUAUGGCCCAGCAGAUACCAUGGUCCAGUACAUGGAACUCUUUAGUAAGAUCCGCAAGCAGCAGCAGGUGCCAGUGGCUGGGAUUCGUUAG